AUGUCUACCGACUACAAUUAUGAUGACAAGGGACAAUUUUUCCCGUUCUUUGUCCUGACCCUCACCAGUCUUGUCACACUCCCUCUCACAUACAACCUUCUCCGACCGAGCAAGGGUCUCGAAAAUACCGCUCCCCGGAUAAAGUCCGAGUUCAAGCCAGAACAUGCAGAGCUUAUUGAGGCGCAGAAGCGCAAACGCUUGCGCAAAGAGCGCCGCAUCAAGCGCAUAAUCACUGUUGUCGUGGGUUACGCUGUCAUGGCAUGGAUGGCCUAUUUGAUCGUCGUCACCGCGAGGACUGUGCCCAAAGUUUGGGACCCUUAUGACAUUCUGGGUGUUUCAAGGAGUGCCGAUGAGAAAGCUAUCUCGAGACACUACAAGCGCCUCUCACUUAUCUAUCACCCUGACAAGAUCCGCCCGGACCCCGCAAAGAAUGAGACUAUUGAGAUGCUCAACGAGCGUUUCGUUGAGCUUACCAAGGCAUACAAGGCGCUCACCGACGAGGAAAUCCGCAACAACUAUAUCCAGUAUGGCCAUCCUGAUGGCAAGCAGAGCAUGAGCAUCGGUAUCGCUCUGCCCACGUUCAUCGUUUCGGAGGGAAACUCCAAGUACACUCUGCUGGUCUACGGUGCACUGCUUGGUGUUUUGCUGCCAUACAUUGUCGGGAAAUGGUGGUAUGGCUCCCAGCGCUACACUAAGGAACGCGUUCUUGUCGCAAGUGCCGGAAACAUCUUCCGCGAAUACAAAGAGGACAUUACCGAUGGCGGCAUCGUCAACGCCCUGUCCUCCGGCGCAGAGUUCAGGGAGAUGCUCGAGGGACCUAAGAUGGAUGCUGGACUGGCCAAGCUUGAGAAAAAGGUUCUGGCUGAGGAUUCUACCUUCCUGUCGCCUGAGGAUCGCGAGGUUAUUAAGGCCAUUGCUCUCGCAUUCGGUAACGUCCGACCCAUCCUGGGUUCUUUCCGGACCUCCCAGCAUCUCAUCCAAGCUGUUGCGCCUGGCUCGUCGCCUCUCCUGCAACUCCCUCACUUCACGGAGGAAGUUGUCAAGUCCGUUGAGGGUGCCGACGCAAAGGAACACUUCACCGUCCAGAAGUUCAUGAGCAUCCCUGAAGACAAGCGUCGCAGCCUCACUGUCGGCGCUGGCCUCAUGUCCGAGGAGCAGUACACCUCCGCCGUAACCGUCGCCAAGCAGCUCCCUGUCCUGGAAGUCUCCCGUGCCUUCUUCAAGGUCAUGGGCGAAAAGGUCAUCACCCCCAGCAGUCUCGUCCAACUGGUCGUCAAGGCCCGCUUCAUCCCUCCUGGCUACAGCGCGGACGUCCCGCCAGUCAACCCCACCGACCUCGAAGACAUCGACCCCGACGAAGACGACCUCGACGCCAUCAUGGGUCGCAAACCCGCCAAGAACAAGACCACCAAGCUCGUCAACGGCGUCAAGGUCGAAGAGAAGGUCGAAACCAUCCAGCCUCCCCUCGCUCACGCUCCCUACCUGGCCCGCGACCACUCGCCCCGGUGGCACAUCUUCCUGGCCGACGCCAAGCAGGGCAAGAUGGCUGUCCCACCCUUCACCUUCACCACCUUCGACAAGCCCCUCUUCGACACCGACGGCAAGCCCACUUUCAAUGUGCAGACUCUCAAGAUGCAGUUCCAGGCUCCUCCCCAAGUCGGUGACUUUACUUUCGUCCUGAACAUGCUCUGUGAUAGCUACUUAGGUCUGGACACUAAGAUGGAAAUCACCCUUCACAUUGAUGACCCCGCCAAGGCGGCCGCUUUGGAUGAAGAAGAUGAUAUCAGUGAACCUGACGAGGACUCAAUAGCCGGCCAAAUGCAAGCCCUGAAGACCGGCCAACCACCCAAGAAGAAGACCAAGAAGCCCUCUGACGACUCCAGCGACGAUGAUGAAAGUGAUACCGACGGAGAUGCAGGAGAUACCAGUGACACGAACACAGAGACCGAUAUUGACGACUAA
This is a messenger RNA of Aspergillus niger, 1962 nucleotides long. RefSeq lists its product as uncharacterized. Gene Ontology annotation, molecular function: transmembrane protein transporter activity; RNA binding. The coding region runs from base 1 to 1962 and encodes 653 amino acids. Lineage: Eukaryota; Fungi; Ascomycota; Eurotiomycetes; Eurotiales; Aspergillaceae. Gene Ontology annotation, biological process: post-translational protein targeting to endoplasmic reticulum membrane; SRP-dependent cotranslational protein targeting to membrane. Gene Ontology annotation, cellular component: Sec62/Sec63 complex. The record is from RefSeq and is a predicted model, not a curated record. The transcript has 6 exons.